Lethenteron reissneri (Far Eastern brook lamprey) is the source of this 10827-nucleotide messenger RNA. RefSeq names its product teneurin-3-like. The record is from RefSeq and is a predicted model, not a curated record. Gene Ontology annotation, cellular component: neuron projection; membrane. Lineage: Eukaryota; Metazoa; Chordata; Hyperoartia; Petromyzontiformes; Petromyzontidae. Gene Ontology annotation, biological process: heterophilic cell-cell adhesion; neuron development; signal transduction. Gene Ontology annotation, molecular function: protein heterodimerization activity; cell adhesion molecule binding; protein homodimerization activity.
AGCUCAGCCAGCUCAGCCGGCAGGCAGCUGACACUGCGCGCCGCCGCUUGUGCUCCCGCUCGCCCGCCCGCCGGCUACCGUACGCAUGAGCGUGUGACUCGGGGCUUGGCGCGUUUCGACCCGCGUGACAUGGACGUGAAUGAGCACCGGCCGUACCGCUCGCUGACCCAGAGCCGCAUGGGGAAGGAGCCGCGCCACCUGGGCCCCUCCAUGGAUGCGCAGGGUUGCCGUGGACAGCCACCGCACCGGCUGCACAGCGAGGAGUGCAUCGCCCUGCCCAAGAAGUCCUACAGCUCCAGCGAGACCCUCAAGGCCUACGAUCAGGAGAACCGCUUGCUCUACGACAGGGAGGAGGAGCUGUCUCAGCAAGAUCGCCUGGCGAGGCUUUGGGGCAGGGAGGUGACGGGUGGAAACUCCUGCGUUUCCAGCCGAGCCAACUCGGUCCUCACUCUCACCGACACGGAACACGACAACAAGUCCGACAACGAGACGGACCCGUUGACUCCAUCCAGCCACCAGCAGCCGUCCACGAUGCGUCCGCCGCUGCCACCGCACCCCAACGAGCGCGCUCAACACAAGCUCGUCCACGCGCCCAGCCAGCACCUGCCGCACACCUCCAGCCCCCAGCAGUCCUUGCACGCGCCCCACGCCGCCACCAGCAAGCACCACAAGGCGCCGGGGCUCCAGCAGCAGCAACAGCAGCAGCAGCACGGCCGUCGCGCGUCGGGGCAGCUGGAGCAGCAGCAGCAGCAAGCCUCCUCCGUUGCCCCCACGCACCACAACUCGCUUGGCGCACGCAGCUCCCUGCGCGAGCGACGCGGAUCCCGGCAGGUGUCCGUGCAGCCCUUCCGAGCGCCCGAGCCUCUGCACCUGCGGGAGAGCUGGGAGCUCGUGAGCAUCCCUCUCGACAGCAGGACGACGGGGAAGCAGGCAGGCAUGGAGAAUGGGCAGGAGGGCCUCAUAGAGAUGGCUGUGUUCUCUCCGGCAUACCAGGACCUCAGCUACGGCGAUGGCCACUUUGCAUUUAAGGUGGGCACCAGCUCCACCCCGCUGUUCGGCACGACGGGGCCCGGCUACCCGCUGGGCUCCAACACGGUCUACUCCACCCCACCGCGCCCGCUCCCUCGCGGAACUUUCCCCCGCGCCGCCCCCUCGCUCAAGCCGGCGCCCAGCGCCUGCAGCUGGAGGUGCACCGCCCUGGUCGCCAUCUCGCUGGCCCUCGCGCUCACGGUCCUGCUCUCCUACUUCGUCGUGCUGCACGUGUACGGGCUUGACUGGCGCCUGCAGCGACCCGUGGAGGAGGGAGCUGCCGGAAGUCCUGAUGGCCCGACCAGAGGUCCCGUCGUUUUCCCUGGAAGAGGCAAGGCUGGAGGCUCCUCAAUGGAGGUUUCCCUGGACAGUGGGAGGUUGGACCCGGGGCAGGUGGUUGUCCAGGAUGUUCCUCCUGGAGAGUUCUGGAGGUCUCACCUGCACGUCUCCCAGCCACAGUUCUUCAGCUUUAACAUUUCAAUCGACCUGGACGCAGCACUUGGCUUCUAUGGACGUAAAGGGCUCCUUCCCACGCACACGCAGUACGACUUCGUGGAGGUGCUCGACGGCAAGCGGCUGGGCCGGGCCAGACGGAGUGCCACAAGCAGCCCCCACGCUGGCUUCACGCAGUACCUGCAGGCCGGCGUUUGGCACCUCGCCCUCUACAACGACGGCGCAGACAAGGAGCACGUGGCCCUCGCUGCCAACGUCGCAGAUGCAGUCGGAGGUUGUCCUGGAGGCUGCCACGGCAACGGGGUGUGUCUGGCUGGGAUCUGCCACUGUAACCAAGGAUUCCUGCCUCCGCACUGCUCGCGAGCCUCGUGCCCGGUCCUGUGCAGCGGGCACGGGCAGUACUGUCGCGGGCGCUGCCUCUGCCACAGCGGCUGGAAGGGCGCGGAGUGCGACAUCCCGGCGUGGCAGUGCACCAACCCGGCGUGCGGGGGCCAUGGCUCCUGCAUCACCGGCGUCUGUGUCUGCAAUUCGGGCUACACGGGUGAAAGCUGCGAGGAAGUGAUGUGUCCACAUCCAACGUGCUCCGGCAAAGGGGUGUGCGUCCAUGGGACGUGCAUCUGCCUGUCGGGCUGGGGAGGCCCCAGCUGUGAGACCCGCAAGCCGAUGUGCGCCGAGCAGUGCUCAGGACACGGCCUCUACCUGUCGGAACUCAACACGUGCAGCUGUGAUGCCAGAUUCACGGGCGCCGACUGCUCGACUGAGCUGUGCCCCGUGGACUGCGGUGCCCAUGGCGUGUGCAUCGGCGGGAGCUGCCACUGCCAAGAAGGCUGGGGUGGCGAGACGUGCGACCAGAAGGCCUGCCACCGCCACUGCGCCGAGCAUGGCGCCUGCCGGGACGGGAAGUGCGAGUGCAACCAGGGCUGGAAUGGGGAGCACUGCUCUGUCGAAGGUUGCCCGGCAAUGUGCAGCGGUAACGGAGAGUGCCGGCUGGCGCAGGGCAGCUGGCUGUGCGUCUGCGUGCCUGGCUGGAGAGGACCGGGCUGUGACACCUCCAUGGAGACCAACUGCGGGGACGGAGAGGAUAAUGACGGAGAUGGCCUGGCGGAUUGCGUCGACCCGGAUUGCUGUGGCCUCCCGGCAUGCCAGGCUCACAGCUUGUGCCAGGGGUCCCCAGACCCAAGGGCCCUCCUCCCUGAGCCUCCCAUGGCCUCUCUGAGCCGGCCACCGCCUGGGCCCGCAGCUACCUUCUAUGAGCGCAUGCGCUUCCUGCUGGGCACAACGCAUCUCAUCCCCGGCGGGAACCCGUUCCUCGGCCGGAGUGCCGUCGUGGUACGGGGAGUGGUGCAGACCUCGGAGGGAUUUCCUCUCGUUGGCGUGAACAUCACCUUCCUUAAUGUCCCACAGCACGGUUACACGCUCACCCGACAGGACGGCUCAUUCGACCUGAUGGCGAGUGGUGGUGUCGCGUCCACCCUGCAGUUUGAGAGGCCGCCCUUCCCCACGCAGUUGCGCACUCUCUGGCUGCCGUGGGACCACUUUGUCGUUAUGGAGACGGUGGUGAUGCGGCGAGAGGAGAACGAGAUCCCCACGUGCGACGUGAGCGGCUUGCCGCGGCCCGCGCCGCUGCUGCUGCCCUCUCUGCUGCCCUCGGGACCCGGGGCGUGCGAGCCCUCGGGCACCGUCGUGCCCGAGAUACAGGCUGUCCAGGACGUCAUCCCUCUACCCGGUAGCGACCUCCAGCUGGUCUACCUGAGCAGCCGUGCAGUGGGCUACAAGUCUCUGCUCACCAUCAUCCUCACGCCAGCCUCCAUCCCCUUCAACCUGCUCAAAGUGCACCUCACCGUCGCGGUGGAGGGCCGGCUCUUCCACACGUGGUUCCCGGCGACGCCUGGCCUGCGGCACACCUUCCAGUGGGACAGCACCGACGCCUACGGACAGCCCGUCACGGGACAUGCCCAGGCUUUGGUGUCCGUGGGCUACGAGUACGAGCCGUGCCCCACGCUGGUGAUUUGGGAGCGACGCAGCGCGGUGUUGCCGGCCCUCACGGUGGACUCGGCCAGGCUGGGAGGAUGGACUCUCAGCAACCACCAUGUGUUCGAUGUACACAGCAGCACGGUGCACAAAGGCAGCGGGGAGAGCGUGCUGGUGUGGCAGCUGCCCCCUGUGAUCUCCAGCGUCAUGGGCAACGGGCGCCGACGCAGCAUCUCCUGCCCCAGCUGCAACGGCGUCGCCGAGGGCAACAAGUUGCUGGCCCCCAUGGGCCUGGCGUGCGCGCCCGACGGCAGCCUCUACGUCGGUGACUUUAACUUCGUGCGACGCAUCCUUCCUUCGGGAAAUGUCACUAGCGUCUUUGAAUUGCGGAAUAAAGAUUUCAGGCACAGCACAAAUCCCACGCACCGCUACUACCUGGCCGUGGACCCGGUGAGCGGCUGGCUCUACCUGUCGGACACCAGCAGCCGGAAGAUCUACCGCGUGCGCUCCGCUCCGGGUGACGGCGCCGACCCCGUGGUGGGCGGGGAGGUGGUGGCUGGCACCGGCGAGCAGUGCCUGCCUCUGGACGAGACGCGCUGCGGAGACGGCGGCAGGGCCCUCAACGCCUCUCUCGCCAACCCGCGGGGGAUUGCUGUGGAUAAGCACGGUUACAUUUUCUUUGUGGAUGGGUCAAUGAUCAGGAAGAUUGAUGAGAAUGAAAUCAUUUCGACGGUGAUGGGAUUCAAUGACCUGCAGGCUGGCCUCUCGCUCAGCUGUGAUUCCACCAUGGAGAUGUCGAAGAUCCGAUUGGAGUGGCCUACGGCCUUGACCAUUAGUCCUCUGGACAAUUCCCUCUACAUCCUGGACAACAACGUCGUACUGCAGGUGACAGAGGACCACCAGGUCCGCGUGGUCGUGGGCCGCCCCGUUCACUGCCCGUUCCACUCGACCGAGCAGCCGUGGCCGAUCCGUGUGGCUCGCCACGCGACGCUGCAGGCCCCGACGGCCCUCGCCGUGUCCCACGCCGGCGUGCUCUACAUCAGCGAGACGGACGAGAAGAGGAUCCACCAGGUGUGGCAGGUGUCCAGCGAUGGCGAGAUGUCACUGCUCGCCGGCGCCACCGUGGACUGCGACUGCAACGGCGACAUGAGCUGCGAAUGCUUCGCCGGCGAGGAGGGCUACGCCAAGGACGCCCGGCUCAACUCCCCGACUGCCCUGGCCGUGUGCCCCGACGCGACGCUCUACAUCGCUGACCUGGGCAACAUCCGCAUCCGCGCCGUCAGGCAGAACCGCCCCGCGACGGUCGCCGACGGCAAGUACGAGAUCGCGUCGCCCGCCGACCAGGAGGUGUACGUGUUCAGCGAGGAGGGGUUGCACCUGCGCACGCAGAGCCUGGUGAGCGGCGACGUCCUGUACAGCUUCAGCUACAGCGCCGAGCGGGAGUUGGUCGGUGUGAGCAGCAGCAGCGGGCGGACGGCGAGGAUCCGCCGCGACUCCGGCGGCGCGCCCCUGCGCAUCGUGCUCGACGACUCGCUCUACCUGACGCUGACGCUCAACGUGAACGGCGCGCUCAAGGGCGUGGCCGCCCCGGGGGCCGAACUGGCCUUCCUCACCUACCACGGCAGCUCCGGCCUGCUGGCCACCAGGAGCGACGAGAACGGCUGGACCACCUUCUACACCUACGACAGCACGGGACGCCUAACCAACGUGACGUCGCCGACCGGCGUGGUGAGCAGCCUGCGGGCCGAGGCGGGCGGCUCGUGGCACCGCGUCCACGUGGACUCCUCGGGGGCCGACGAGGACCUCACCCUCACCACGAACCUGUCGCGCGUCGACAUCGUCUACAGCCUUGACCGCGGCACGAUGAACACGCGCUACGUGAUGGGCUACGACGGCUCGCUGCGCAUGCUCUACCCCGACGGGCUGGAGCUCGGGCUGCAGAUGGAGCCGCACGUCCUCGCCGGCACCAGCAGCCCCACCGCCAGCCGGCGCAACCUCAGCCUCCCUGCCGACGGCGGCUCCAGCAGCGCCGAGUGGCGUCUGCGUAAAGAGCAGAGCCACGGGCAGGUCGCGGUGCUUGGACGCAAGCUCAGGGUGAAUGGACGAAACAUCCUGUCCAUCGAUUUCGACCGCGAGACGCGGACGGAGAAGAUCUACGACGACCACCGCAAGUUCCAGCUGCGCGUGGUGUACGGCCCGCUUGGCCUGCCCUCGCUCUGGCUGCCGGGCGACAAGCUGACGGCGCUGAACGUCACGUACUCGGAGCGCGGCCGUGUCGCGGGCCUUCAGUGGGGCUCCAUGGUGGAGCACGACCACUACGACAGCCUCGGGCGCGUGGUCACGCGCGUCUUCGCCGACGGAAAAACCUGGAGCUACACCUACCUUGAGAAGUCCAUGGUGCUGCUGCUGCAGAGCCAGCGGCAGUACAUAUUCGAGUUCGACGCGGCAGACCGCCUGGUGUCCGUCACCAUGCCGAGCGUGGCGCGGCACACCCUGGGCACCGUGCGCUCCAUUGGCUACUACCGCAACGUCUACCUGCCGCCCGAGAGCAACGCGUCAGUGUUCCAGGACUUCAGCGAGGACGGGCUGCUCCUGCAGACGGCCUUCAUGGGCACGGGCAGGCGGGUGCUCUACAAGUACGCCAAGCAGUCCCGCCUGUCCGAGAUCCUGUACGACGGCACACACGUGACCUUCUCGCACGACGACGCAACCGGAAUGCUCAAGCUCGUCAACCUGCAGGACAGCACGUUCACGAGCGCGAUACGCUUCCGCCUCGUGGGGCCCCUGCUAAACCGACAGAUCGUCCGCUUUGGAGAGGAGGGGAUGGUGAACGCGCGCUUCGACUACAGCUUCGACUCCGUCUUCCGCAUCGCCAGCAUGCAGGUGGUGAUCAAUGAGACGCCACUGCCCAUAGAUCUCUACCAGUACGACGACAUCUCCGGCAAGGUGGAGCAGUUCGGGAAGUUUGCAGUCAUUUACUUCGACAUCCACCAGAUCAUCACCACGGCCGCCAUGACUCUCACCAAACACUUCGACUCGUUCGGCCGACUCAAAGAGGUGCAGUACGAAGUCUACAGGUCGCUCAUGUUCUGGAUGGUCUUGAACUACGACGCCAUGGGCAGGGUGGCCAAAUGCGAGCUUAAAAUCGGGCCCUACGCCAACACGACAAAGCUCGCCUACGAGUACGACACGGACGGACAGCUCCAUAGCGUGUCCAUCAACAACCGGCAGAGCUGGAAGUACAGCUACGACCUGAACGGCAACCUGCACCUGCUGAACCCGGGUAACAGCGCCCGCCUGACGCCGCUGCGCUACGACCUGCGCGACCGCGUGAGCCGCCUGGGCGACAUGCGUUACGUGUUGGACGACGACGGCUUCCUCAGGCAGCGCGGCAGCGAGCUCUUCGAGUACAACUCCAACGGCCUGCUCAUGCAGGUGUACAGCAAGGCCAGCGGCUGGAGCGUGCAGUACCGCUACGACGGGCUCGGGCGGCGCGUGUCGCGCAAGACUAACUUCCGGCAGCACCUGCAGUACUUCUACGCCGACCUCGCCAAUCCGGGCCGGGUCACGCACAUGUACAACCACACCAACUCGGAGAUCAUCACGCUCUACUACGACCUGCAGGGCCACCUCUUCUCCGUGGAGCUCAACAGCGGCGACGAGUACUACGUGGCCACCGACGGCAUGGGCACACCCCUGGCCGUCUUCGACAAUGCGGGGCAGGUGGUGCGCUACCUGCAGUACACGGCCUACGGGGAGAUCUACUCUGACUCCAACCCAGACUUCCAGCUGCCCAUCGGCUUCCACGGAGGCCUCUACGACCCGCUCACCAUGCUGGUGCACUUCGGCUGGAAGGACUACGAUGUACUCACCGGCCGCUGGACGUCACCCGAGAUCGAGCUGUGGAAGGAGGUCAGCGCCCAGCCGAAGCCGUUCAACCUCUACAUGUUUCAGAACAACAACCCAGUGAGCGUUGGGCGGGAUGCGCACCGAUACGUCACAGACGUGAACAGCUGGUUGCAGACGUUCGGCUUCCAGCUGCACAAUGUGGUCGCUGGCUACCCCAAGCUCAGGACAGAGUCCUAUGAACCUUCCCACCGGCUGAAGACAACGCUGGCACCUGCGAGUUCAAAGAGCCUGUCCUGGGUGGAGUGUCUUGCGAACAAACAGCUCAAGGCCUUCUUGUCGCUGAAAAGCCUUCCUCCCCACUGGGAACCCUGCCGGCCUGGCCAGAGACAGAAGUCCUCCCAGCGGUGGUUCACACCCAUGAGCUCCCUUCUGGGCAAGGGCGUGAUGAUCGCAAACAACCACGGACAGAUUUACACGGACAUCAUCAACAUCGCAAGCGAGGACUGCCGAAAGAUCGCCACGGUCCUCAACAGCUCACACUACCUGGAGCGCUUCCACUUCACAGUGGACGGCAAGGACACGCACUACUUCGUGAAGAGCGGCUCGUCCGACUGGGACCUGGCCGUCCUGGGCGUGAGCAGCGGCCACAAGCUGCUGGAGAACGGCGCCAACGUGAGCAUCUCGCAGUCGACCGCCAUCGUGAACGGCCGCAGCCGCCGCUACAUGGACGUGUCGCUGUCGGUCGACGCGCUCCUCCUCAACGUGCGCUACGGCGCGUCGCCGGACGAGGAGCGGGCGCGCGUCCUGGAACAGGCGCGGCAGCGCGCCCUCGGUCAGGCGUGGGCGCACGAGCAGCAGCGUGUGCGGGACGGCGAAGAGGGCGGCCGCCAGUGGAGCGACGGGGAGAAGCGGCAGCUGCUGGGCGCGGGACGGGUGGCCGGCUACGAGGGCUUCUACAUCCUGCCCGUCAACCAGUUUCCAGAGUUGGCCGACAGCGCCAACAACGUCCAGUUUCUCCGGCAGACUGAGAUUGGCAGGAGGUAAAAAAAAAAAAAAUUGGGGGGGGAGAGAGAAAAAAAUGUGCGCGUAAGAACGUAGUGAAAAUGUUCCCUGCCGGCAUUCAGACAUGCCAAAGACAGCCCAGGUGGACUGCACAGAGUAGUUGCACAGUGUGAUGGGGGUUAUUUAAAAAAAAAGCACUACAGUUUUACACUGGUGACUAUGAGUUUAACUAAUUUAGUUGUGAUGUAAAAAUUACAUAUAUAUACUGUAUAUAUAUCACCUGGCACUUCAUUGUUGAAGUUCUGCAAAUAUGUAAAUGUAUUUUUACAGCAGAGAAACUGUGGUAUCACUUUUUUCAGGGUAGGGGUGACCGUUAUGCUUUUGCCUUCAGCUAAAAUAGAUGUUUAUAAUAUUGUAACUGGUUACACAUCAAUCAAACGUGUUGGAGAUAAGGGCACCGCCGCACCUGACAAACGGGGUUGACGCCGAGGAGGACUGCAUUGGCAGCAGAGGAAAAUCCCUGACCGUUUCCCAUUCAAUUAUUUACCUGGCACCAGUCUACAAAAGAAGCUCUAAUCAACUUGCUGCGGCUGCUCUGCAUCGGUGGUGAGAGAGAGAGAGGGGGGGGGGGAGCUGAGAAUGAGGGUGGGUGGUUUCUAUACCGACUGGAUGACUCGUGACACAAAGAGCAAGAAUCCUAAAAUAUUGAAAACAAAUUCCCAGCCACUCGUGCCGACUUCCAACUCCCCUCUGCGCCACGUGUCAUCCACACGUCUCUCAAAAGUUCCCAGACUUCAAUUCGGUUCACCAGCGUCUUCUGCCGUGGGUAUCCAAUAAAUAGAGUUGAAAGUUGGAGCUAUUGCACGUAGCAGAAGUGUGGCUCCGUGCCAGACUGUUGUUGAUUACUCUGAUCCACCAAACACCUGUCAAGCAUACGCACUCGUCGCAUGUAUACACCGGAUAGAAUCCCCAGACUGCUGCAGCUUCAGCGCUUAAGAGAGGAGUGUGCCACUUUGUGCAGGGGUGACUCAGGAAAUGCAUUUUUGAUUUAUAAAGCCAUGCUGCAUGUUUGUCAACGUGUUUGGUGGACCCGUAACCAGAUGAUGGGCGUGUGAAACCCUGCGUCGCCCCUCCGUGUAGCUGAAGAAGAACAAUAUGCCACGACUCAACAAGACAAUGCAUAACCUUUCAUCUGCGCGAGACAACUACUGAAAGACGUUUUCUAGUUCGGGGUGACGCAGGACCGGGUGAGAUUUGUAGAACCCUUGUGUGUGUUUGGCUUUUUAAAUUCUACAAGAUUGAAAAUACUGUGAUGGCACUUUUAAUGUGUUGGGUGCUUUAAAGAACAUUACAUUGUAAAAAAUUAAAAUCAAUCUGUGUGUGUAUCUGUGUUCAAAUUACAGUGAGCUUUGCACCUAGAAACCUGUUUUUUUCUCGUGAAAUAUUAUCGUCUAAUUUUGGGGAAUUUAAAAGCUUUGACUUUGUGAUAACAUUCGUGCAGGCGUAAAGAUGUCCCAAGACGAACUGAACACAGUUCAGCAGCAGAUUUUGUGAAAUAGUAUAGCCUGCAAUAUCUAAUACCACAUGGUGCACAUCAUGCAUACAUGCACAUAACCAAUUCUCGAUUGCAGUGGGUGGUUAUAAUUUCUACACUUUUCUUAAUUCACAAAUGCGAUGCAAAACAAGACACUUGACAAACUGAGAACCUUUAAUUAAGAUGCUAAAUCACCACCAGUCUGAGCAUGGCUGGAGCUUGCUGUGAAGAUCUGUAUAUCCUUUCAGUAUAAUUAUAUUAUCACUAAUCCACAGACUGGAUAUUUGCAGCUUUAGGACUCCAACCACAGCGAAUGAGCCUAAAGCAAAUUAACGUUUCGUUGAUUUCUUUAAUUUAACAAGCACAGCGAAUUUUAAAGAUGUCGGGGCGAGCUUGUCUUAUUUUAGAAUGGUUUUUGUUGAGCCAUAUUUUCAGGACGUUUGUCUUCGAGAAUAGUAGCCGCCAGUUUAAUACACUGAUUAAACAAAAACAUGUUGAUAUCAAACCUUGGCACAAUAUUUAAUAAAAUCCAGUUAUUCACGAACACAUUAACGGUGAGAAAAUUGGUGUUAGGUUUCAUCUGCAAGCUGUGGCAGGAAGAUGUUUUCAAUGGGUGGCAGCUUACGCAAUGAUAUGCCUAAAUGUACACUUGUGUAUAGAUUUUUAAUUGCUUUCGGAAUCUCAAACAGGUUAGAAAUAUAGUUCCAAAAAUAGAAAAACUUAGGAGUGUUAAAAAUGUGUUUUUCAUUGGAAUAGCUGUCCAUACUUUUGUUAAUUUUUUCAAGUUGGUUUUCAUUCACCGGUAGCUCAAUGUGUAAUAUUUUGUAUAAAAAGUCUGAAAAUGGCAGUCAAUGGAUAAUUUGCCAUUUUUUUUUACUAGGAUUUGCCAAGACUAAACAUUUUGUAAACCAUUGCUUGUCAUUAACACGCUACUGCUUCAUUAUGUUCAUGUUAAAAUGCCGUACUUAAAAUAAAAUAUUUAAGGAAAU